Messenger RNA from Lolium perenne, 825 nucleotides. RefSeq lists its product as uncharacterized. The record is from RefSeq and is a predicted model, not a curated record. Lineage: Eukaryota; Viridiplantae; Streptophyta; Magnoliopsida; Poales; Poaceae.
AUGUUCCUGUCCCAACACCAAUACGCGCUUGAAAUCUUGGAUCGGGCCAAUAUGCUCAAUUGCCACUCUGUAUCCACUCCCGUCGAUGCUCGGUCUAAACUGUCAAUCACUGACGGUUCUCCGUUCCCUGACCCAUCACUGUAUCGAAGCUUGGCCGACGCCCUGCAAUACCUCACGCUCACCCGUCCCGACAUCACCUAUGCUGUGAACCAAGUGUGCCUGUUCAUGCACAAACCCACCACCGCCCACUUUGGUCUUAUCAAAAGAAUCCUUCGAUAUCUCAAGGGCACACCACACUUUGGUCUUCAGUUGUUUCGCUCUUCAGCGCAUGAUCUCGUUGCAUACAGUGAUGCAGAUUGGGCGGGGUGCCCCGACACACGCCGAUCAACCUCGGGUUUCUGCGUGUUCCUCGGCGACAACUUGAUCUCCUGGUCCUCAAAACGACAAGCAACUGUCUCUCGGUCGAGCGCGGAAGCCGAAUAUCGAGCUGUUACAAAUUGUGUCGCCGAGUGCUGCUGGCUGCGGCAAUUACUGGAAGAGCUUCGUCGCCCUCCGCGCAAAUCCACUGUCGUGUAUUGCGACAAUGUCAGUGCAGUAUAUCUCUCCUCCAAUCCAGUACAACACCAGCGCACCAAGCACGUGGAGAUUGAUCUUCACUUUGUUCGGGACAAAGUCACCUUGGGAGAAGUCCGCGUUCUUCAUGUGCCCACUACGUCGCAGUUUGCCGAUGUGUUUACCAAAGGACUACCGUCGCCAGUCUUCAAUGACUUUAGGUUCAGCCUGAACAUUGUUCCCUCCCAUGUUCAGUCUGAGGGGGGCUGUUGA